GCAUUUCGUCAACGACCAACUGUGGAAGCCGUGUUGUUGCUAGGAAGCUUUCCUACUCCUUACGUGCACUUUAUACUCCAACUAAUCAUGCUCUUCACUCUUUGCUCUUCGCUCUCUUCCUCUAACCCAUCCGCUUGCAAGAAAAGCAAUCUUCCGAAGCUGGUAGCUACAGGAUCUGCGAGUGGAUAAAAGCCUAAGCAUGGAGAAGCUACUGAAGGAAUUCAAUGUACCGGCAAAGCAUGGAUCAGAAGAGGAGCUGAGCUUGUGGAGAAAGCUUGUCACGCCUGUCAAGAACCCCAUGCGGCGUUUCCGUUAUGUGGCAAAUCUUGACAAGAGAUCGGCAGUCCAAGAACAAAAGGCAAAAAUUGGAGAAAAAUUACAGGCCUGCUUGGUGCUUUACAUGGAAGAACUAGAGUCUACUGAUGCUGGUGAUGACUUUAUGAAUGGCUAUAGAGGCAGAAGAAACGCUCCAAGAAGAUAAAGAAAAAGAAUUUCUGAAUCAGGCUUCCGCUGCAGGCUGUGGAAGUGAGUCAUCUCGACUUGCAUUGCCUAAAAUUUCAUGAACUUAUCCGUGAAAUCAUGAUGACAGGUGAUCCUGUCAGCUCUAUAUAUGUGUUUUAUGUUUGACUUUCUGGAUAAUGAUGAAGCUGUGUUUUCUUAUUGGAUGUAUAGCAAAUCAUGUUUUGCUAUGACAUGGGACCUUGAUCUGUAUCAUUAAACAGAAGCCUGGUCUUCCACUCUCGGACUCUGGAUUGCACCAAUAGCUUGUAUCUUACUGUGUGGUAUAACUUGUUACUUUUUCUCA
Molecule: messenger RNA, 805 nt
Organism: Coffea eugenioides
Lineage: Eukaryota; Viridiplantae; Streptophyta; Magnoliopsida; Gentianales; Rubiaceae
Product: calcium-transporting ATPase 1, plasma membrane-type-like
Exons: 4
Coding region: 200-481 (93 amino acids)
Molecular function (GO): calmodulin binding
Source: RefSeq, a predicted model, not a curated record